This is a messenger RNA of Dipodomys ordii (Ord's kangaroo rat), 1587 nucleotides long. It is a transcript of the gene Tmem145, whose product is annotated as transmembrane protein 145. Gene Ontology annotation, biological process: response to pheromone; G protein-coupled receptor signaling pathway. The transcript has 15 exons. The record is from RefSeq and is a predicted model, not a curated record. Lineage: Eukaryota; Metazoa; Chordata; Mammalia; Rodentia; Heteromyidae. Bases 1 to 1587 code for a protein of 528 amino acids.
AUGCGGGACUGGGUGUUCCUGACGAGAUUUUGUUUCCUCUCGGAUUAUGGCCGGUUGGACUUUCGCUUCCGCUAUCCGGAGGCCAAGUGCUGUCAGAACAUCCUCCUUUAUUUUGAUGACCCAUCCCAGUGGCCAGCUGUGUACAAGGCGAAGGACAAGGACUGCAUAGCCAAGGAGUCCGUGAUCAGACCUGAGAACAACCAGGUCAUCAACCUCACCACCCAGUAUGCCUGGUCAGGCUGUCAGGUGGUGUCAGAGGAGGGAACCCGCUACCUGAGCUGCUCCAGCGGCCGCAGCUUCCGCUCCGUGCGUGAAAGGUGGUGGUACAUCGCACUCAGCAAGUGCGGGGGAGAUGGGCUGCAGCUGGAGUAUGAGAUGGUCCUCACUAACGGGAAGUCCUUCUGGACCAGGCACUUCUCAGCAGAUGAAUUUGGGAUUCUGGAGACAGAUGUGACCUUCCUUCUCAUCUUCAUCCUCAUCUUCUUCCUUUCCUGUUACUUUGGAUAUUUGCUGAAAGGCCGACAGUUGCUUCAUACCACCUAUAAAAUGUUCAUGGCUGCAGCAGGACUGGAGGUCCUUAGCCUCCUGUUUUUCUGCAUCUACUGGGGCCAGUAUGCCACCGAUGGCAUUGGCAACGAAAGUGUGAAGAUCUUGGCCAAGCUACUCUUCUCCUCCAGCUUCCUCAUCUUCCUGCUCAUGCUCAUCCUUCUGGGGAAGGGAUUCACGGUGACACGGGGCCGCAUCAGCCACUCGGGCUCAGUGAAGCUCUCCGUGUACAUGACCCUAUAUACCCUCACCCAUGUGGUGCUGCUCAUCUACGAGGCAGAAUUCUUCGAUCCAGGCCAGGUACUGUACACGUACGAGUCUCCAGCUGGCUAUGGGCUCAUCGGGCUGCAGGUGGCAGCGUAUGUGUGGUUCUGUUACGCUGUGCUGGUCUCACUACGCCAUUUCCCAGAGAAACAACCCUUUUAUGUGCCCUUCUUCGCUGCCUACACCCUCUGGUUCUUUGCAGUUCCUGUCAUGGCCCUGAUAGCCAAUUUUGGGAUCCCCAAGUGGGCUCGGGAGAAGAUUGUUAAUGGCAUCCAGCUGGGAAUCCACUUGUAUGCCCACGGCGUGUUUCUGAUCAUGACCCGCCCUUCGGCCGCCAACAAGAACUUCCCGUACCACGUGCGCACGUCGCAGAUCGCCUCGGCCGGGAUCCCCGGCCCCGGAGGAAGCCAGCCGUCGGACAAGGCCUUCCCGCAGCACGUCUACGGGAACGUGACGUUCAUCAGCGACUCGGUGCCCAACUUCACGGAGCUCUUCUCCAUCCCUCCGCCCGCCUCCUCCGCCGGGAAGCAGGUGGAGGAGACGGCGGUAGCGGCGGCGGCGGUGGCCCCGAGGGGUCGCGUGGUGGUGACCAUGGCCGAGCCGGGCGCAGCCUCCCCGUCCCUUCCCGCUCGGUUCCCCAAGGCGGCUGACUCGGGCUGGGAUGGCCCGACGCCCCCCUACCAGCCGCUGGUUGCCCAGACGGCGGCGCCACAGAGCGGCGGCUUCACCGAAUACUUCAGCAUGCACACAGCCGGGGGUCCCGCACCCCCGGUCUGA